Molecule: messenger RNA, 1267 nt
Organism: Lottia gigantea (owl limpet)
Lineage: Eukaryota; Metazoa; Mollusca; Gastropoda; Lottiidae
Exons: 4
Coding region: 1-687 (228 amino acids)
Source: RefSeq, a predicted model, not a curated record
AUGCCAUCAGAGCCGAAACAAGCCAUCAAAAUCAAAGGUCUGGAUGUACAAGAAUUCUGGCAGAAUAACCUUUCUAAAGCUAUCAGAGAUAUACAGAAUGAAUAUGAUACUAAAUUAGAUCUGAUGAGGCAAGAUUGUGAAACCAGAUUUGCAGCACAGAUGAGACAGGUUCAAUCUGGUGCAGUCAGAGAUAAUAUGGAGAAUAAACAGGCUAAAGAAGUCUCCAAAAAACUUCAAUCUCAGUUACAAGGUUCGUCAUCUAAAGUAGCUGAAAUGGAAGCCAAGAAUGGUGCUUUACAAGCGGAAAUGUCUCAGUUGAGAAACAUGAUUCAGGGUCUUGAAACAGAAUUAGAAUCUGAAAAAUCUGAACACAUGGCCAGUAAAUCUCGACUCCAGGCUGAACUAGAAGCAUGUGUUGAAGAACUAAGACUGAUUAUGGAUGCUAAACUAUCAUUAGAAUUAGAAAUAUCAUGUUAUAGAAAAUUACUGGAGGGUGAAGAGAACAGAUUCAAGAACCUUGUUGAAAAUGCUAUUUCCGUCCAGAAUAAAGGUGCAACCAAUCUGAGCAAUAUCAUCAUGGGAGGAGGAUCAACGUCUUCUUCAUCUUCAUCACCAACCGUGAGAACUAUGGGCAAUACAGGAGGUAUCAAGACCACUAUUAAAUCAUCCUCUACCAGCAUCAAUUAACUUACUCAAUGGAUCAGAUCGAUUAUAAAGACGCUCGUUUCAGCAGAUUAUAUUGUCGUUACUUACUUAACACAUUUUAUCAUUUUUAUUCUUAACAUAGAUCAGCAAAAUACUUAAGCUAACUUCUUUCAUUAGGCUUACUCUAUGUAACAUUAGGCCGACAUUAUGUAAACUGUCAAAUUAUCACAGAAAAAAAUCUUUUCACCCCGCGAUACAGUCUUCAUCAUAGCAAGUGAUAAAACACAGCAGUGUUAAACAAAGAUAUGUGAAUUUAGUGAACAUAAUUCUGUAAAAUAGUUCUUCAAUCUGAAAAGAUCUGUCUAUGUUUUUGAAUUUUUUACUUUUGUAAAACCCCUAUUAGAAAGAUAUAGCUUACACAUAUAUUUAUUUAGAUGUAUUGAUUAUUUUUUUUUUGUAAAAUAGAAUUGUAAAUAUUAAUUGUAAAUAUGUCAGCUAUUUAUAAAGAUAUAUUUUUGUAACUGGAGUUGUUUCCUUUAAAACAAGGUAUAACGUCUGUGACUAGCAAUUAUCCAGAAGUCUUUGAGGAACUCUUUCAGGUCAGGGAUACCGAUUCUCUCAA